Messenger RNA from Olea europaea var. sylvestris, 3217 nucleotides. Its product is annotated as LEAF RUST 10 DISEASE-RESISTANCE LOCUS RECEPTOR-LIKE PROTEIN KINASE-like 1.4. The record is from RefSeq and is a predicted model, not a curated record. Bases 799 to 2907 code for a protein of 702 amino acids. Gene Ontology annotation, molecular function: polysaccharide binding; protein kinase activity; ATP binding. NCBI's taxonomy places the organism in Eukaryota, Viridiplantae, Streptophyta, Magnoliopsida, Lamiales, Oleaceae. The transcript has 4 exons. Gene Ontology annotation, biological process: protein phosphorylation.
CAAAUACCCUAAUUUAAUGGCCUAAAUAAGUGUAUAAAAUACACUUAUCAUCUCACACAUGAUCAUCAAUAGAUUUCCUUUAACUGAUAACCUCUUUCGUCCAUUUCUUUCAAUUAGAAAUUAGAAAGAUCAUACAUAGGUCUAUAUUAUUUCCACGGCAUUAGGCAUGCAUUACCAUAGAGACUUCACAACUCUAGAGUUCUUUGAUCUCCUGCUAUUGCGAUCAGUUGAGGUCUAUACCUUUGUUCAUAUCUUUUAUACACCUCUGGAAUCCAUGAUUCUCAUCCACGUGGUAGGACAAUUAGAAGAGAUAGAGCAAGAAGUUGGGUGUAGUGAGUAUCUAUCAAUGGUAAUUCAGUUCUGAAUCUGUAAAAAACAAAAGAAAUCUGAGCCCGUGGAGGGUUAAAGCAAAUUUCCCUGUUCUAGUUCUCACUUUGGUUUUGGGAAUCACAGGGCCUUACUUAUUCUGGUCGGAUUUAGUCUGGAACACAACUUUGAUAUCCCUAACAAAUUCUUCACUUUGUUCUGGGCUCAACUAUUAAAAUUAUGUGCAAUCACUUCGUAAUUACACAAUAUUUCUUUGACCUAGUCCAUUCCAAGUUUCCAACAGAAGCUUCUAAUUGGUUUGAAAAAACUGCACAAAGCGACAUGCUUUGUCAAUUCCCACUGGGUUCACGUUUUAUUAUGUUAAACAAAAAGUUUCGUAUUGCGUCCAAAAAAAAGAAAUUUAAGCCAUCCAUCUUCAACUUGAACUUGGUUUAUCCUAUUUUUCUGUAAACUCCCUCUUUUUCUCUAAAUAUGCAUCCCAAACUCAACCGGAGAUAUUUUCUUCUCCUCGUUAGCCUACUGUUAAUCCAGCAUAUCCCGGGUUCCUUGUGUCAAAACGGUGGAGAGUAUGAAACCUGUGGUGCUCCGUUUCAGUGUGCCGGAAUAGGGGGAAUAAGUUAUCCAUUCUAUGGUGGGAAUAGGCCGAACUAUUGCGGAUAUCCAGGUUUCCAGCUCAGUAAUUGCCAAGGCGAUGUCCCAAUACUUACUAUUUCAUCAAUACGAUAUCGUGUCCUGGAAAUCGAUAACACCAGAAAGACCGUUAGAGUUGCAAGAGAGGAUUUAUGGAACACCACUUGUCCCAGAUUUCUUUACAACACAACCUUGGAAGAAAACAUCUUUCUGUUUUUACCCAAUGAUCAAAAUAUUACUUUACACUACGGCUGCUUCACAUCUAGUGGUCAACCUAUACCUCUACAGCUCCCAUCGAUGUUCCCUUGCAAUGUGAACCGAACCAGUUCAAGUUUCUUCACAUUAGGAGGAGCUUUUCCAUCUAUCCCCGGAUUUGGAGCUCCUAUCAGAUGUGAGACUAAUAUCUCUGUUCCAGUCAAUGAAACUGCGGCGAGGCUCUUGGCAGUUUCUUCAGCUUCAAUCGUUCUUCUUCAGGACGCUCUUGCUAGUGGUUUCUCAUUGCAGUGGUCCGCGAAUAAUACUGCUUGUGAAAAUUGCAAUCAGUCAGGUGGUGUUUGUGGAACUAAUCUGGAUCCUCUAUCAUUUGCUUGUUAUUGUGCUAAUGGACCUUUUUCGUCAACUUGCAACUCUGCUGAAACUGAAAACGCUGCAGGGAGUGGUAAAAAUAAAACGGGGAUGAAUAUCGGCCUUUCCAUAGCAGGUGCAGUUCUUGCUGGUAUUGGCUUAGGCUGGUUAAUUUUCCACUACAGACAGAAGAAAAAACAACGGCUUGCUGCACAAUCUACGGAAACUAUGAGCAAGGACCUUCUACAUCCUCCAAGCAAAAGCAUCUCGACCCCCCCUUCGGCUACUUUUACCAGGAGCAUCCCCUCUUAUCCCUCUUCAAAAUCCGACUUUGGUAGGUCCAGUUUCUACUUCGGUGUCCAGGUCUUCAGCUAUAGUGAACUUGAAGAAGCUACAAAUAAUUUUGAUCCUUCUAGAGAAUUAGGAGAUGGUGGGUUUGGGACCGUAUACUAUGGGGUGCUAGCUGAUGGUCGUAUAGUUGCUGUCAAGCGCUUAUACGAGAACAAUUUCAAGCGUGUAGAGCAGUUCAUGAAUGAAGUUGAGAUCCUUACUCGGUUGAGGCACAAGAACCUUGUGACGUUAUACGGAUGCACAUCAAAACGAAGCCGAGAACUGCUGCUUGUCUAUGAAUAUAUACCAAAUGGAACGGUGGCUGAUCAUCUCCAUGGGAAACGUUCCAAAUCUGGCUUGCUAUCCUGGGCUGUGCGGUUGAAUAUCGCCAUUGAAACAGCCAAUGCACUGGCUUAUCUCCACAAAUCAGAUAUAAUACAUCGCGAUGUCAAGACCAACAACAUUCUCCUUGACAAUGACUUCCAUGUAAAAGUUGCCGAUUUUGGGCUUUCCAGAUUGUUCCCCAACGAUGUCACUCACGUUUCAACGGCUCCGCAAGGGACCCCUGGCUACGUCGAUCCAGAAUACUACCAGUGUUACCAACUCACAGAAAAGAGCGAUGUUUAUAGCUUCGGAGUGGUUUUGGUCGAGCUUAUAUCAUCAUUACAAGCCGUGGAUACCAACAGGCAUCGUCUUGAUAUUAACUUGGCUAACAUGGCGGUCAACAAGAUUCAAAAUCACACAUUGCACGAGUUAGUUGAUUUGAGUCUUGGAUUUGAGACGAACAGCGUAGUGAGAAGGAUGGCUACAUUAGUCGCAGAGUUAGCUUUUCGGUGUUUGCAACAGGAAAGAGAUAUGAGGCCUUCAAUGGAAGAAGUGCUGGAGGUUUUGAGAGGAAUUCAGAGUGAGGAUUUGAACGCUCACAAGGUAGAGGUUGUCGAUAUUUUGAUAGACGACGAGGUUGGACCAUUGAAGGGUAGUGUUGCUCCUUCGUCACCAGAUUCAGUCGUCACUGAUAAAUCGGUUAGCACAUCUACACCUAAUUCUAGUGGAUGAGAAAUCCUUUCAGUCUGCUUGAAGACUUGAAGUUAUGCUAUAGUUACAGAUGGUCCGACUCUUGGUGAUUGUCAUCAGAUAUCACUUACUGGGUAGGAUUUCAUUAUGUUUCAUCUAUUUGCAUGUUCCAUUUUUAUUCUGAGUAAAUGGUUUCGACAGCCACCUAAUACUGAUUUUACGCUUCAAAGGGAUGUACAUGGUAAGUGGAGCUGUUUUCUUAAAUUAUCCUUCUACCAGUUUUGUAUAUAAUAUGUGUUUUUUCACUGUUAUUGUGUGAAUACUGAUGGAAUAAUUAUUUUGCUUCUGUUUA